CGAGCGAGCGAGCGAGCUGUAGAGUGGACUGCACUCUCACUCGGCACAGCACCGCAGCUCUGCUCUGCUCGGCUCAGCUCGACUCCACAAGACAAUCGCAGGCUGCGACCGGUGGUGGACCAUGGGGAAGCACACACGCAUUUCCCCGUCUCUCAGGAGUUUUCAGCGGUGACUGAAACCAAGCCAAGCUGAGGCAUUCCCCCAAACCGCCCGGAGUCAGGACAUGAACUAGAAAAUCAGCAAACUGCCUGCCUGUCUGUCGAAUAUUAUUCGAAAGUAUUUCUUGUUCACUGGAUGCUGGUUGUCUGCCUACGAACUGACUGUUACUUUGUUGCCUACCUGCGGAAAUUUGUUCUGGCUCACACAUACUCUACUGGAAUAGACCCACAGUUUCAUUGAGGAUGAUUGAGGAGGCGAGCCGCAGAGGGAAGACGGUGGCCGAGAGGAGGCAGAUCUUCAUGGACAUGAGGGCGCAGAACUUCGACGAGAUCCGGCUCUCGGCCUACCGUACAGCCUGCAAGCUACGCUUCGUGCAGCGCCGAUGCAACCUGCACCUGGUGGACGUGUGGAACAUGAUCGAGGCGUUCCGAGACAACGGUCUGAACACGCUGGACCUGGCGACGGAGAUCAGCGUGUCGCGGCUGGAGACCAUCCUCUCCUCCAUCUACUACCAGCUCAACAAGCGCCUGCCCACCACGCACCAGAUCAACCCAGAACAGAGCAUCAGCCUGCUGCUCAACUUCAUAGUGGCCGCCGGAGACUGUGAUGGCCAGGGGCGGUUGACGGUGCUGUCUGUGAAGUCGAUUCUGGCCACAAUGUGCGGCGGGAAGAUAGUUGACAAGCUGAGAUACAUCUUCUCCCAGAUCUCGGACACCCAUGGUGCGAUGACGGUGGCCAAGUUCGACGGCUUCCUGGCGGAGGUGCUGAAGCUGCCCACCGCUGUCUUCGAGGGGCCGUCCUUCGGUUACCAUGACCACCAUGCCCGCGCCUGCUUCCCCCAGCAGAAGAAGAUCAUGUUGAAUCUGUUCCUGGACACUCUGCUGGCUGACCCGCCCCCCCAGUGCCUCGUCUGGCUGCCCCUCAUGCACAGACUGGCCAACGUGGAGAACGUCUUCCACCCGGUGCCCUGUUCCUAUUGUGGGGUGGACAGCAUGAUGGGUUUCCGCUACUGUUGUCAGCAGUGCACCAGCUACCAGCUGUGCCAAGACUGCUUCUGGCGCGGCCAUGCCAACCGCUCCCAUAGCAACCAGCACCAGAUGAAGGAACACUCCUCAUGGAAAUCUCCGGUGAAGAAGUUUGGCGCGGCCCUCAGCAAGUCUCUGGGCUGCGUCCCCAGCCGGGAGCCCGCCCACCCCAUCUUCCCCGAGCAGCCCGAACGCACACUCGACCUCGCCAACCUCGUCCCUCCGCGCCCCCCCAUGAACAUGAACGAGGCCCCCAUGCUCCCCACAGGAGCCCCCACCCCCACCAAGAGUCGUGUGCAGCCGGGCUUGGCGGCAGCUCAGCGUAUGAAUGAGGAGCAUGCUCUCAUCGCCGCCUACGUCAACCGCCUGCAGAGUAGCCCACGUGCGUUGGACAGCCCCAGUAGAGUUGAUGAGGAGCACAAACUCAUUGCCCGCUAUGCUGCACGCCUGGCUCAAGAAUCAGGAAACCCAGAGAGGCCUUCUGGAGACUUCAACUUCGACACCAACAGGCAACAGAGGCAACUAAUCGCAGAACUGGAGAACAAGAACAGGGAGAUCCUGCAGGAGAUUCAGCGCCUGCGUGUGGAACAUGAACAGGCCUCCCACCCCACCCCCGAGAAGGCCGCACAGAACCCCACCCUCCUCGCCGAGCUGCGGCUGCUCAGACAGAGGAAAGAUGAACUGGAGCAGAGGAUGUCAGCUCUGCAGGAGAGUCGGAGAGAACUGAUGGUGCAGUUAGAGGGACUCAUGAAACUACUAAAGGAUGAGGAACAGAAACAGGCUGCUCAGGCUGCAGGCUCUCCCCAGACGUCCCCGAGUCACGCUGCAGCUCGUCCAAUCCCGAUGCCCGUCCGCUCCUCUGGCUCCACCCCCACACACCAGCCCCACCCCCAGGACUCCCUGACUGGGGUGGGCGGAGACGUGCAGGAGGCAUUCGCUCAGGGAGCCCGUAGGAACUUGAGGAAUGAUCUCCUGGUGGCAGCAGACUCCAUCACCAACACCAUGUCCUCACUGGUCAAGGAGCUGCACUCUGUAGAUGAUGCUGCAGAGGAAGAGGAGGAGAGGUUGCAGAAUGGCAAAGACAGAGGAAAGGCAACGAGCCACAGGCACAUGGUCUCCUUGUAAGGUUCUCCACCGUCCUGACCCACCACUCCCACCACCACCACCACCACCACCCUCAUCUGUAACCCCCCUCAACGAGACGCACGGCUACCAAGCUUCUACUGUGGCCAUAGCAGCCGGACACAAACAGGAACGGUUCAGCACCCUCGGAACUCUCAGUGAGAAACUUGAAUGAGCAGAGAUAAACAAACAAACAAACAAAACAAACAAAGAAGCAAACAGGAAGAAAACGAAUACAGUUGUGAUGUCAGGAUUGCUGCAGUCGUCAACACCGUCAGCGUCUGUGAUGCCGCAGGGAUCACAGCAGCCUGUCUGUCUUUCUACUGGUCUAUCUGUCUGUCUCUCUGUCUGUCUGUCUGUCUGUCUACUGGUCCACUGGUCUGUCUGUCUGUCUGUUUGUCUAUUGGUCUGUCUGCUUGUCUGUGUAUUGGUCUGUCUCUUUUGCGAAGAUAGUCCUGCCCAAGUCUGUGUUUGACUGAUGUUUGAUGUUUGAUCAAUCAGUGAUGUUGUUUGUUUCUUUGGGGUUUUUUUGUAUUCAAUUUGUCUUUUUUUUUUUUUGCUUGUGGAUUUAGCUUUGGGGUGGGUGUAAAGUUAGAAUGGGACAAAUUGAAGAUUGACAGGGCGAGAUAGCCAACCCAAAGAUAGAUCAGCAGCAUGUCCCCACCCCCCCUCUGAAUGAUUGACAGGUGCUAAUGACCCGCCUUCUGAGGAACUGAGGAUACACAAGAUGGAAGAGACAAGAAAAGCAAAGAGAAAAGUGUGUGAAGAAAGUGAGAGAAAGAUGGAAAGGAGAGAAAACGAAAGUUGGUCAAUGGACGAAUGCAUACCAAACACGAAUGCGUAUAGCAUUAAGAGUGUGGACAUGGAAGGCACGUGAUUGGUUGAUUGAUGUACAGUGGGUGUGGUCUUGUUAACGGGCAUUGUGAGAUGAGAAGUGCGUGGUGCUUGUGUAUAGAGCUUAUUUAUUAUGCUGUACAUGUCUGCCCUGUGACGCAGAUGCAGACGAGACUCAACCAUUAAGGUGUGCUUAUCUUAUGGUGUGUGUUUGUUUAUUUAUUUUUGUGGAUGAAUGCGUAUUUAUUUGUCAUAGUUUGGCACAUUAGUAUAAACGCCUAUGUUAGAGAGAGAGACGAAGGGGAGGAGUUAGUCCAAGGGUCUCGUUUAGUGAUUUCAGUAGAUGAGGUAACUUAUGUUUGAGAUGGAAUAGUUCUUUUACAGUAGCAGGCACAUGGACAGGUCUACUCACAGUUAUUUGUACAGCACAUUCAAAAGAACAGCAGCAAUUGACCCAAAGUGCUUUACUUAAUAUACUGUAGUGUGUAGUGGACGGACAGCUAAUCCCGUAGCUGUGCUGUUAUGAUAAAGAACCAAACGAAAGAAUAGACUAAAAAACAGCUGAAUGGAAACUCAGUAUUCUGUUGUAUGGUGUGCCUCUUACUGUAUCAUACUCUCAUGGAGAUGGAUAGAACCAAAUGAAAAGGAAUACAACAGAUGGAAUGGAAUGUACCGGAAUGCAACAUCAAUAUUCUGUCCCAUUCUUUUGUACUCUAUUGUAUUCUGUGUCGUAGCUAAAUGCUAUGCUCAUGGCCAAGCGAUGCUACUCCACUACUACUCUACUACUAAGUGCUUGCCAGGUCGCUCUGAGAAACCUCGUUGAAAGGACUCUCUAAACCAGCUACUUGGACUGAGAUUUCAAGACUGACUGAAUCGAUGCCGUAUCUCUCUGGGUCACAAGAGUUUUGUUGUGUAUAUUAUAAGUCGUAGAUUAUUUUUUGCUGAGUGAUUUAUGUACAGUAGGUACUAUGUUCUUCUGGAUGGUUUUAAUUUUCCCAUUUAUGAUAAAGCACUGCUUGGUUGUU
Molecule: messenger RNA, 4165 nt
Organism: Engraulis encrasicolus (European anchovy)
Lineage: Eukaryota; Metazoa; Chordata; Actinopteri; Clupeiformes; Engraulidae
Gene: dtnba
Product: dystrobrevin, beta a
Exons: 21
Coding region: 402-2309 (635 amino acids)
Biological process (GO): synaptic signaling
Cellular component (GO): plasma membrane; synapse
Molecular function (GO): zinc ion binding
Source: RefSeq, a predicted model, not a curated record